AUGAAAACUGUCUCCAUUCUCAUGCUGAGAGCAGCCUUACAACUGGCCACGUUUUGGGGGACUAAUGGAAAGCUCAUGUCCAAAGCCCCCUGCAGACCCGGCUUCUCACAAAGUUUUUACUCCGUGCUUAUUUCAAGGGAUGUACUGCAAGGCCGGAGCAUACUUCAAGAUUCCACCGUGUCAUCUCCGAAAGUGAGUUUUGAUGACUGUAUGGCGAAUGAGGGGGUGGUCUUUCAGAGCAGUGACCCCAGGUUCAGCAUUGGCGCUGACGGGUCCAUCUACGCCCAGAGAGAGGUGACCAGCCUGACCGCACCGGUCCAGUUCACGGUCACUGCCAGCGGUCCACACGUGUGGGAGACCACGGUCAAACUGGCCCUGAUGGGGCAACCCACUCCCUCAUCGCCAGGCAAUCAGGUCACAGAGGAAGAGGGAAAAGGAGGGGAGAGGAAGGAGGAAGAGGAGGUCAAAGCACCACCAGAGUUCCAGGCUCCACCCACUGUCAUCAUGUUUCCCAGGCAACAGGAGAUAAGCUCCAAGGGGCUGCGGAGACAGAAGAGGGACUGGGUGAUUCCACCAGUCAACGUGCCUGAAAACUCCAGGGGGCCCUUCCCACAAAUGCUUGUCAGUAUCCGUUCGGACCAGGACCGGAACAUCUCCAUCCGAUACAGCAUCACAGGGGUGGGAGCGGACCAGCCACCCAAUGAGGUGUUCAGUAUCGACCCUGUCGCCGGCAAGAUGUUCGUCACCAAGCCGCUGGACAGAGAGAGAAGAUCAUCUUACCAUCUUCGUGCCCAUGCAGUGAACAUGAAUGGUGAGCGAGUGGAGAGCCCCAUAGACCUGUACAUCUAUGUCAUAGACAUGAACGACAACCGGCCUGAGUUCAAGAACCAGGUCUACAAUGGCUCUGUCGACGAGGGCUCCAAGCCAGGUACGUUUGUGAUGCACCUGGCAGCCUUCGAUCAUGAUGACAACACCACGGCCAAUGGGAUGGUGCGCUACCGGAUCCUUUCCCAGACGCCACACAGCCCCAUCCCCAACAUGUUCACCAUCAACAGCGAGACCGGAGACAUUGUCACCGUGGCAGCAGGCCUCGACCGCGAGAAAGUGUCCCAGUACAGCAUCAUCGUCCAGGCCACGGACAUGGAGGGCAACCUAAACUUUGGCCUGUCCAACACGGCCACCGCCAUCAUCUCUGUGACAGAUAUCAAUGACAACCCACCCGAGCUCACCUCCAGAACUUUUUCGGGGGAGGUUCCAGAGAACCGGAUCAAUGUUGCGGUUGCCAACCUGACCGUGAUUGACCGCGACCAGCCACGCUCACCCAACUGGAACGCUGUGUACAGGAUCAUCAGCGGUGACCCCAUAGGUCACUUCACCAUCAUCACCGACCCACACACCAAUGACGGCAUGGUUACUGUGGUGAAGCCGGUGGACUUUGAGCAGAACAGGGCAUUCAUGCUGACGGUGGUGGUCAAUAACCAGGCCCCGCUGGCCAGUGGGAUCCAGUCGUCCCUCCAGUCCACAUCCGGGGUCACCAUCUCUGUGGUAGACAUCAACGAACCGCCCUUCUUCCCCACCAACCCCAAAUCCAUCCGCUUUGAGGAGGGUGUUCCUGCUGGCACCUCUCUCACCACCUUCUCAGCCAGCGACCCUGACCGCUUCAUGCAGCAGAGCAUCAGGUAUUCUAAGCUGGCCGAUCCAGCUGAGUGGCUGUCCAUCAACACCACCAACGGUCAGAUCGUCACCACGGCAACCCUGGACAGAGAGUCCAUCUACGUCAAAAACAACAUCUACGAAGCCACCUUCCUCGCAGUCGAUAACGGCUCUCCCAUGGCCAGCGGUACAGGAACCCUCCAGAUCUAUCUGAUAGAUGUGAAUGACAACGCUCCAUCUCUGCUGCCCCGCGAGUCUCAGAUCUGUGAGCGCAUCAACCGCAAUGCCGGCAUCAACAUCACGGCUGCAGACUCAGACACGGACCCCAACGUAGGACCCUUUGUAUUCGAGCUGCCAACCUUCCCCGCCAGCAUACGACGCAACUGGACUGUGUCACGUCUCAACGGUGACUAUGCCCGGUUGAGUUUGCGGAUCCAGUAUCUGAAGCCUGGGGUGUAUGAGGUGCCUGUGAUUGUGAGCGACUCGGGGAACCCUCCUCUCUCCAACAGGUCCAUUAUAAAGGUCAAGGUGUGUCCGUGUGAUGAGAAUGGAGACUGCACCCUGGUCGGGGCUGUGGCUGCCGCUGGACUGGGGACUGGAGCUAUCAUAGCCAUACUCAUCUGUAUCAUCAUACUGCUCAGUAUGGUGCUAGUAUUUGUGGUGUGGAUGAAGCGUAGAGAGAAGGAGAGGCAGACCAAACAGCUGCUGAUCGACCCAGAGGACGAUGUCAGAGAUAACAUUCUGAAAUACGACGAGGAAGGAGGGGGAGAGGAGGACCAGGACUAUGACCUAAGCCAGCUGCAGCAGCCUGACUCUCUGGAGCACAUCAUCAGUAAGCCCCUGGGGGUACGGAGGGUGGACGAGCGCCCCAUCAUCCCUGAGUCCCAGUAUCCCAUCCGACCUGCGGUCCCCCACCCUGGGGAUAUCGGGGACUUCAUCAACGAGGGUUUGCGGGCGGCAGACAACGACCCCACGGCCCCUCCAUAUGACUCCCUCCUGGUGUUUGACUACGAGGGCAGUGGCUCCACGGCCGGAUCCGUCAGCUCCCUCAACUCCUCCAGCACAGGGGACCAGGACUACGACUACCUCAACGACUGGGGCCCCCGCUUUAAGAAGCUGGCCGAUAUGUAUGGGGGAGGGGAAGACGACUAG
Salvelinus namaycush (lake trout) is the source of this 2805-nucleotide messenger RNA. Its product is annotated as cadherin-4-like. Gene Ontology annotation, molecular function: calcium ion binding; cadherin binding. The coding region runs from base 1 to 2805 and encodes 934 amino acids. Gene Ontology annotation, cellular component: plasma membrane; catenin complex; adherens junction. The transcript has 17 exons. NCBI's taxonomy places the organism in Eukaryota, Metazoa, Chordata, Actinopteri, Salmoniformes, Salmonidae. The record is from RefSeq and is a predicted model, not a curated record. Gene Ontology annotation, biological process: calcium-dependent cell-cell adhesion; multicellular organism development; cell-cell junction assembly.